AUGGGGAAGCAAACCAGUACAAGCGCGCCGGAGGAGCGCAGUGCGACAGCCAAGUACGCCGGCGGUUUUCCGCAAACAUUCGGCGAUUUCAAGGAUCAGUUUGUUACCGCGGAAAAUCCUACGCCGCAGAGUAUACCGCCGCCAAAAUACGGUGAUCAGGGAAUUAUUGGUGAAAAACACGUGUUGAUUAUGGUAGGGUUGCCGGCGCGAGGUAAAACGCACAUGGCGAAGCGACUGUGUCAGUAUUUACGAUUUUUCCACGGUGCGAACACACGCGUGUUCAACGUCGGUGAAUAUCGUCGUCGAGAUGCGGGCGUCGGUCAAACGGCCGAUUACUUUACCAAAGAGAAUGAAGAGCAGCGAAUGAAGUUUGCGCGAGCAGCACUGAAGGAUAUGAUUGACUUCCUGUUCCAGGAAGAUAGCAUGAGCUUUCUCGAGCAGCGCGGCGUCGACAGCGGACGCGUCGCAAUCUUUGACGCGACGAAUAGCACGCGAGAGCGUCGUAGAUGGUUGAUCGAGCAAAUCGGUACGCUACCACUGAAAGUGCUUUUCAUAGAGUCGAUAUGUACCGACGAAGCGGUGGUGGAAAAGAACGUUCGGAUGGCAAAAAUCAACAACUGCGAUUACUCCGGCGUCAUGACAGAGGAACAAGCGUUCAAAGACUUCAUGCAGCGCGUUCGCAACUACGAAAAAGAGUACGAGCCCAUGGGCAGCGACGAUGAGGUAGAUUUAAGCUUCAUAAAACUCAUAGAUUGCGGAAGGCGAGUCGAAUUCAAUCGAGUCCACGGGUUCUUGCUCGGCCGCGUGGCGCAGUUUCUUUCGAACAUGCACGCGACAACGUGUUCGAUUUAUUUGUCGCGACACGGGCAGAGCGAGUAUAAUUCGCACGGUAAAAUCGGUGGUGACUCUGGACUCACUCCGAUGGGCGAGGCGUACGCGCAGAAACUCGCAGAGUUCGCCGACCGAGUGAUUACCCGUGAUCCAGAGAACGGCGAAGCACGACCGGUGAGGCUUUGGACGUCGUCUUUGCAGCGCACCAAGCUCACUGCGCGUCAUCUCAAGCACGACAAAGUGAAAACAGGCGGUGGUAAAGAUUGGAUCCAAAUGGCUCCGCGCGUGCUGAGAAAUCUCGACGAGAUUUACGCCGGCGUCUGCGACGGUAUGACGUACGAAGAAAUUCGCGCCGCAUAUCCACGCGAAUACGAGCUGAGACGACAGAAUAAGCUCUCGUACCGCUAUCCGCGCGGUGAGAGCUACUUGGACGUCAUCGCACGCCUGGACCCUCUGGUGCAAGAGCUCGAGAGUUAUCGCGAGGACGUGCUCAUCGUCGGGCAUCAAGGCGUGUUGCGUUUAAUUUACGCCUACUUUGCCGGGCUCGAUCGCGACGAGGCCGCGACGCUUUCGAUUCCUCUGAACACAGUCAUUAAGCUCACCCCUCGCACGCACGACUGCAUCGAGGAGCGUGUCUUGCUGCACGAUCCCAGCGAAAACCAAGAACCGAUCGAUCCACCUAGCUACUAA
Molecule: messenger RNA, 1521 nt
Organism: Ostreococcus lucimarinus CCE9901
Lineage: Eukaryota; Viridiplantae; Chlorophyta; Mamiellophyceae; Mamiellales; Bathycoccaceae
Exons: 1
Coding region: 1-1521 (506 amino acids)
Biological process (GO): fructose metabolic process; fructose 2,6-bisphosphate metabolic process
Cellular component (GO): cytosol
Molecular function (GO): ATP binding; fructose-2,6-bisphosphate 2-phosphatase activity; 6-phosphofructo-2-kinase activity
Source: RefSeq, a predicted model, not a curated record